AUGUUAUUGAGUGAUAACAUCUUGGGACCCAAAGAAACAUAUGACGAAAUUGAGCCAUGUGUUAAUAUCACCAGCGAAAGACAGCCACUUAGAGUGACAUAUACCAUCAACAGAAAAGUGUACAAUGAAGAAGAAUUUGAAAGAGAUCAUGACCAAAAGAUUUAUUCACAAACCAAUCAGGACUUUGAGAGCCCUCCAGUUGGACACAAGAUUCAGUGCAGAUUCUCAUUUGCGCGGUUCAAGGAGUUACUCAUCAAGACAUUUCCCAUUCUAAACUGGAUGUUUUCUUAUCGUAUCACGGAAUGGAUUCUAGGAGACAUUCACGCUGGCAUAACUGUGGGAUUGGUGCAGAUUUUUCAAGGACUAUCGGGAAUAUUGUUAACUGGAUUACCACUACCAGUUGUCAAUAGCUUUUAUUCUGCAUUUUGCUGUUCUUUGACAUAUGUCAUAUUUGGAACAUCACGACAUAUAUCAAUUGGUUCCUUCAGCAUUCUGAAUGUAAUGGUGGCAAACUUUCACAGCGCUCUUGAUUUCAAAAUUAAGCCAUCUGGUAAUGCCAGUCUGGCCAGCUUCUCUGAUGCAACCUUUAUGAAAAAUUACAUGGAGGUAUUAACAUACACUGCAUCUACAACAUUUCUAGUUGGCAUGAUUCAGAUCCUUUUAGGUGUUUUUGGCUUGGGAUUUGUCACAACGUAUGUAUCGGAAAGUCUCAUGAAUGCUUACCUCACUGCAGCGGCAUUGCAUGUUAUUAUGUCCCAGUUUUCUUUCAUCUUCGGGAUCGCUAUUGACUUUCAUUCAGGUCCUUUGGCAUUUUUUUACAACCUGGCGUAUUACUGCAUGGGUCUUCCAAAAGCGAAUUCCACCAGUAUACUGCUCUUCUUGCUUUCAAUGCUAAUGCUGAGGGUUAGUAAAUGCAUUAAGAUAACUUACAAGCACUACCCUGUGGAGUUUCCAAUGGAGCUUCUUUUGAUUAUUGUAUUUACUGUCAUUUCGAGCCAAACACACCUAUAUGCCGAAUCCAGUAAAGGGGUGUUUAACAUGGCUCCACAAAGCUUUUUGCAUCCUGCAUUACCAGACGUUUCCAAAUGGAAGAAGAUGGCGCUACAUGCUUCAUCACUGGCAAUAGUGAGCUAUUUCCUUCUCAUUUUUGUGGGAAAGAAGUAUGCAAGUUUGCAUAACUAUCACAUCAGACACACCCAGGAUUUAAUGGCAAUUGGCCUAUGCAAUAUCUUCAGUUCAUUUUUUAAGAGCUUUGUUGUCAGCUGUUCUAUUUCUACAACUGUUAUUCAGGAGAAGUCAGGUGGAAAAACUCAGCUUGCAGCUCUUAUUGGAGUUUCCUUAAUGCUGGGGAUCGUGCUAAAGCUGGGAUACUACUUCCAGUACCUUCCUAAUUCUGUUUUAGCUGCUAUUAUACUGGUCAACAUGUUCCCAUUUCUGGAGAAAUUUAUGGAUAUCCCUUUCUUGUGGAGGCAAGAUAAGUAUGAUUUUGGCAUUUGGAUUGUGACAUUUCUAGCUGUGCUCUGCCUUGGUCUGGAUAUAGGCUUGGGAAUUGCGAUGGGAUUUGCCUUUUUCAUAAUAAGUGUCCGGUCACAAAGAAUGAAGAUGUUGACCUUAGGCCAGAUCCCAAGCACCAAUAUUUAUCGCAGUUUUUCUGAUUACAAUGAGGCUAUAGAGAUUCAAGGUUUGAAGAUAUUCCAGUGCUGUGCUUCUAUUUCAUUUGCAAAUAUGAAGAAUUUCAAAAGAUACAUUUUGCGUAAGAUGGAUAUGAAGGCUGUGCCCUUGGAUGAAAACGAGAUGAGAGCUUUGAUCUCACACAGUAUGUCUACUGUUAAAGGACAGAGCGCGGAUUUAAAGUGUUCCUGUGUUUGUGACCCCCCUGAACCAUUACCCAGGGUGCCUUAUACGGAGAAACUUAUACGGCGAGUUCAUACAUCUAAUGAGACAUUCUCUUCUUCUUCUUUGGCCUUGGUACGCUGGACAAGGAAUGACAGUAGAUAUCUUUCUGAUACUGACUAUGUGCAGCCUCUCGGAGAAAGGGUAGAAGGAAACGAUUAUACAAAAAGGAAAGAAAAUGUGGGCAAAUUAUGGCCUUGCACAGAUCCUCCUUUAACAAAAUCCACAACUCAAUUGUACCCGCUUGAUUCAGACUCUGCAGUGUAUAUGAUCCACACCAUUAUUUUGGACUUCAGCAUGGUGCACUUUGUUGAUUUGCAAGCAUCUUACUUAUUACGGGGGCUUUGUCAUGCAUUUCAGAAUAUUGGCAUCACAGUUCUGAUAGCUGCAUGUCAUCCCACGGUAAUGAGAUCUUUUGAAAAGAUGGAUUUUUUUGACCAGUGUGUCACUAAAGCACGAUUCUUUCCGACUCUACAUGAUGCCGUACUUUAUGCUGUGGAGCCAGAUCUCUUGCAAGAGGCGGUGCCAGUGGAAGAUGGGAACAUGCUGCCUGACGAAGUCUUUGCUGAUGUACAUUUAGAUGACCAAAAGGACAGAAGGAGUCAGCUAUCAGGGAGGAAUCCACAAUUAGACAGGAUUAGUGAGCACUCAGAAGGGAUCAGAGAUAACUCGCUGAAAACAUUUCCGAGUGAUGCUUACCUUGAUGAGCCUAUAUCGGAUCUUUUCCGCACGUUUUCUCUCCAGAGCGACGUUGAAGUAAUCCCUCACCAUCUUGAAACGUCUCCUGUGGAAGAAAAUGAAGACGAUCAAGACUGGAAUCGGAAAUGGCAGUAUCCCAAUGAUGUCUAAGUUAUGAGAGCUAUCAGAAUUUAGCUACAUAAAAAUGGCACAGAUUUGACUCAAUUCAGAUAGUUCUCAUU
Molecule: messenger RNA, 2813 nt
Organism: Anolis sagrei ordinatus
Lineage: Eukaryota; Metazoa; Chordata; Lepidosauria; Squamata; Anolidae
Source: RefSeq, a predicted model, not a curated record